CCUGCCUGUCUGAUGCCGCAUUGGAAGUGGAGGGCGCCGCUAUGGAGUGCAGGGAUGGAGGCCACCCUCUGUAUCCGCACGUGCCUUUGGCUGAGUGCCGCCUGGAUCCCCCUCGCAUCGUCAGACGGACUGGCCUGUGGCUGGGAGGGCGCUCCUGGCACUGACGCCCGGCAUGGCAAGCUGACGUGGGCUGUCAGCUUGGAUGCGCCCGAGGAGGAGCUGGAGCAGCGGGCAGAGGAGCUGGCCCGGACUGCGGGGCUGGUGAACAUGGGCCGUGUUGGGGAGCUCAGGGGCCAUUACCUCUUCACCUACCAGCCCAAGGGCCACGCGGCAAGCGAACCCGAAGCAAUAAGGAGGUCGGUGGACGCUUUGUUUGCACAGCAUGACAGCGUGCGGUGGCACUCGGAACAGAAGCUUCUGAAACGCUCCAAACGCAGCCUGCACUUUAACGAUCCCAAAUACCCCCAGCAGUGGCAUCUGAACAACCGCAAGAGCCCCGGGAAGGACAUCAAUGUCACGGGUGUCUGGGAGCGGAACGUGACGGGGCGUGGUGUGACGGUGGUGGUGGUGGACGACGGAGUGGAGCACACCAUCAAAGACAUACAGCCAAAUUAU
This is a messenger RNA of Phaethon lepturus (White-tailed tropicbird), 615 nucleotides long. Its product is annotated as proprotein convertase subtilisin/kexin type 7-like. The annotation marks the transcript as partial. Gene Ontology annotation, biological process: protein processing. Gene Ontology annotation, molecular function: serine-type endopeptidase activity. NCBI's taxonomy places the organism in Eukaryota, Metazoa, Chordata, Aves, Phaethontiformes, Phaethontidae. The transcript is spliced from 2 exons. Gene Ontology annotation, cellular component: trans-Golgi network; Golgi membrane. The record is from RefSeq and is a predicted model, not a curated record.